UGACCUUAUCUACCACAAUCCUUGGUAGAUUAGGUUUUCCGAUGCCAUGCAGAAUUUUGCUAAGAAGGUACUGGACCUUGGGGCGCCAUACCUCAUUGGUCUCACGGUCUCAAAGGUGGCCGCCUUGCUGGCGGGCGAAGUUUACAUUGGCAUGGAGUCUUUGGCAAAGUUUGUGAUUGCCUUGGCACUUCUUUUAACGUCGUUUGACAUCGUUGUUCGCAUGGCGGCAUCCAGGAAACAGCGUUGGAAUUUCGCCAAGCAUGGUACUGACACGAUUUUGAUCGUUCUCUUCUCUAUCGUAUUUGAUUGUGUCUCCUGCGAGGCAGAUGGCAGCACCUGCAGGUACUGCCGCGCCACACGCCUGAUGUUGCCCUUCGCAGUGCUUGUAAGCCUCGGGGGGAACAUGAUGCGUUUCAAGCGCAAACAGAAGCCGCCUGCCGAAAGCGGCAAUGCAGAUGAAGUCGAAACCGCCACAGUUGGGACAUCUGGGACAGCAGGCCCUGCCGUCGAGUGAGGGCCAAAGGAGUCGAUGGAGCCAGUGCAAAGUUCACUCUCCUAGAUCAAACAAUGACAGUCUUGACAUGUCUUGACAGUGAAGAAAAGUUGCUUGAAA
Molecule: messenger RNA, 613 nt
Organism: Cladocopium goreaui
Lineage: Eukaryota; Dinophyceae; Suessiales; Symbiodiniaceae
Source: the annotation of a GenBank genome assembly